Messenger RNA from Letharia columbiana, 735 nucleotides. RefSeq lists its product as uncharacterized. The record is from RefSeq and is a predicted model, not a curated record. The transcript is spliced from 4 exons. Bases 1 to 735 code for a protein of 244 amino acids. Lineage: Eukaryota; Fungi; Ascomycota; Lecanoromycetes; Lecanorales; Parmeliaceae.
AUGUUUGCAUCGAAUAGCAAUCACCGACUUCUCCCUAGACAAUUAUCGAUACAGUAUCAAGACCGACAAAUUGGCUCUGAAGAUGGCGGAGCCCACCAGCAGCGCGACCAGUCUUACAAGACAUCUAUUGACGCUUUGACAGGGGAGGUUCUCCUUCCAGAUGGCUAUGAGUUGGCUUACUAUACCCUGAGAAGAGCACACGAUGGCCAUUUGCAGUCCUUUUUGCCCGUCAAUACCGGUGCCACAUCAGUUAAAGCUGUACCGAUCGAUGCUCAGCUUCCAGACAUACAGGCCCUAGAAGGUCUACAAGCCAAUCAAGAAGGUCCAGAAUCCGGUUCGCUGUCCGCCAAAGAUUAUUUCUCGGACUGCGUAUCGAAGAAUGGAAGUUCGCAAGCGUUGCGCUACACGGACCACUGCAGCAUGACGAAGAGGGAAGCCGGUAUACAUUGCCGCAGUCGAGCUAGCCGUGAGGUCACGAACGUGGAUGUGGAGGGGGGUGAUGCCCAAGUGGACACGCAUGGUCAAGGGGCCAGGUUUGAGGAACUUAAUGAUGCCUUGUACGUCGAACCAGCAUACAAGCAACUCUGUUCGGCUCUUCAUGAGGAAAAGAACCCAAACUUCUACAUGCGGUGUGCAGGAACCCACACUGGGUCAAGACGGACCACGUAUCGAGACCAAAUUCGUGUUCGGAGCGGAGUAGGCUACCCUGGCGACCUCAACGAAAUCGUGCUAUGA